AUGUCAUUAUCCAGUCUUUACAAGAUCAAGUAUAUCAAGGGUGAUAAUGACGAACGUUCUUUUAAUCUGACGGAAGGUAGUGCAUUGAAUCUUUGCGGCGACAGAUGGACCAUCUCUGACGAGGGUGAAGGAACUAGACUUCAUUUCCUUACAGAGAACAGCACUUCAUCAGAUUCAAAGGUAAUCAAACCUGAUCAGAUACUCGUCGCUCCUCGUUAUAAAGCCUCAGUCAUUGUAGCUCGGUCUGAAGGGAGUGAGGGCACAUCCACCUCUUCGCCCAGUCUUGAUAGUCCUUAUCAGGACUCAGAUACCAUAUCCACCAUGACGAUCGAUCCCCAAGAUGGGUCUGCACUAGAUCCUGUCGAAUCCGCGGAGGCCGACAAAGCAUCUUCGGCGACGUAUCGAUCUUAA
This is a messenger RNA of Kwoniella mangroviensis CBS 8507, 411 nucleotides long. RefSeq lists its product as uncharacterized. The transcript is spliced from 2 exons. NCBI's taxonomy places the organism in Eukaryota, Fungi, Basidiomycota, Tremellomycetes, Tremellales, Cryptococcaceae. Bases 1 to 411 code for a protein of 136 amino acids. The record is from RefSeq and is a predicted model, not a curated record.